UGGGUCGCUGGGAGGGUCGUUGUUGGGGCAGAAUGGAAUGAUGGGGUCCAACUGAGCUUCCACCUGGGUUAGGCCCAGUACAGGCUGGCACGGAAGGGGCCAUCAUGUCCUAUACUUGUUCCUGAGAAGACAAACGAGAAGCCAGACCUGACCAUCAUGAUCUCCAUGAUUACAGAACAAUUGCAAAAACAAAGUCUGGAGGAUCUAAAAUGCAAAUCAUUCAGUAUAAGCCUGCCAUUGCCCGAUCAUCCAGAUGCCGAGGGAUGCAGCAGCCCUUACCAUUUUGUGACAGAAGACCGCUCUUGGGGACUCCUUAGUCAUUGUCCAAGGAUUGAACUUGAAGAUGGGAUCCGACUUGGUUGCCAUCACCACUCCAGCCUGAGCCUUCACUUUCCUGUUUUCAGCAGGGAGAACUCACCCCACCGUAGGAGCCCUUCCAACGCACCUGAGGCAGGGAAUUCUGCUGCUCCUCCAGCACCCCCUACCAAGAGGCACUGCCGCUCCCUUUCAGUACCAGAGGACUUAUCACGCUGGCGGCCUGUUUGGCGGCCUAGUGGCUCAAAAGUGUGGACUCCGGUUAAGAGGAGGUGUAACAGUGGUGGGGUUGGGGCAGUGCUGGGAGUGCAGACUCAAAGUCCAUCCCAGGGGGUCUCCAGUCUCAGGUUUCAAAAUGACCCCGGUGCCUCUAUACGCUGCAUCCAAGCCAACAGCCCUCCCUUCUUCAGUCUGGCCUUGUGCCGGGAGUCACCAGGCCCAUAUACCCUUUCCCCAACCAGUGUAUUUUGGGACAACACAGAAGGGCAAAGCUGCUUUCCAUUGCAGCGCCGUUUUUCACUGUCGCCUGUGCUCAUAAAGGAUGCUGGACGGUUCCUCCCUUCAUCCAGCGGCUCCCCACCUUCCACACCAGAACUGCUCCGGCGGCAACAAUGUCUGACUCGCAGCCAAUCACAGCCCUGUGAUUUGGAUACCCGGAAGUGUGGAAUCAAGCGGAGGCAUCAAGAGGAGGACACAAGGUGGCAUCGUCCGUCUUUGGACUUCUACAAAAUGAACCAGAAUGCUGGUGCUAUGUGUUUCUUGGACAACUCUGACGAAGGCAGCUCCUCUCCUUUUAUGGCUUGUCAUAGAGAGUCUCCUUGCACCACUGGAAGUCCUGUCACCAUCUGCACACUGGCACUUAGGGAAGAAGACAUAGGCAGGAGAGAUCAUGCUUCCUGCCCCCAGGCUAUGCUCUUCCAGCGAGACUUCGCAGACCUGGAUUUAAAUCUAAUUGAAGAGAAUUAGCACUCAGGAAACAUCACUCUUCAAAAUGGACUAUGUUAGUAAGGGGACAUCUGAUAGUGUCUGGGUGCCUGCUGCAGGCCACCACCCUGAGACCUGCACCAAGAGCAUUCCACUAACCUUCUGACCUUCAUGACAGAUAGAAAUUGUGUGGGGAGGAGGGGAAAGGGAACAAGCCAAAUGUUACAUUAUUUUUUUCUUAAGGGGAAACGGAGGCCGGGUUAUCUGGACCCUGACUACACUUCUCCUUUCUGAGCAUUGCAGCUGGAGUUGGGAUCUCCCCUUACUGAAUUGUAAAACUUUACACAAAGGGUGCUGUGGGAUCGCUUUAUUUUUGUAUUGAUGGCGUUUGGAAGGAUGUUCUGAGCUGCCCUGGGGAGGGUGGGUGGUUGGGUGGAAAACACAUGCAAAUAUUUGCAGAUGAUAAAUUCUUACUACAGGUAAUGUGAUUAUUGAUGUAAACCAACUAGGUGGCUAAUCUAGUUGUGCACAAAGGCUGAAGCCUUCUUUUAAAGCGAAUGCCCCGUGACACAAGUUCAGAGUUACACACGGAAAGGAACCUGUACCCAUGUGUCCUGUAGCAACCAUGAUUUCCGUCUUCUGAUUCACUCUGCGAAAGGCUGAUUUAGUAGUAGGUGCGUUUUAGGUUCACCUUCUUUAUUUUUCUCUCCUAAAAUGAAUAUCUGCCUGUGGCAAAUAUUCUGGAGGCAGCUGUUCCAUUGUUCCAAAUAACUGGCCAGUUAAAAAGGUUUGUCCUUAAAGUUUGUUUGCACUGCCACUGGAAUCUUGCAUAAAGUGACCUCCUCAAUGCUAUUUAUUCUUUAGUCCUUCAUAUACCAAAAUCUUUUUUGUUUUUUUCUUUUCAGUCCCAUGCUUCCUCUAAAAGGAGUCCGCGGUUUUACGUUUAGUAAAUAGAGGCUGUGGUGCUACAAAAGGCGUUGCAGAAUCAUAAAAGAUGGAAUAUUUUAUUUAACAUGAGCCUCUGAAUGUUCUACUUGUAUAGAAGUUUUGGAAGUGUUUAGUGUACAGUAAGCGGUUCACAACAUCUUCUUUCAUGAUAUGAUGCUGAUGAGCCCUGUUGAAUCUCUAGUUAGAUGAAAUGUCCGACAUGUAUCCAUUACACCUUUUUUACGUUUUCUCUUUUUUUGUAUUAUUCUUAAACUAGACCACUUGCAUAUUUUGUUUUUAUUAUGAAUGAGAAGUUGUCUGUUGAUCCUGGAAAAAGCGGGUGUCUUAGCCCAACGAACAAGACCAGAUAAAUCCGUAGAUAAUUUUUUUUUUUUUUUUUAUUAUAAAUUGAAUCCAAAUUUGUAUUAAUCCUAGAUAAUGUUGUUAUGCCAUUUAUUUGGAAAUGGCAGUCCUAUGGUAAAUAACGAAAUUCCCUAGUUAUUCGUAAAUCCCUUUUGAGUGCCUGAGAUCAGGCAAUGCAUUUCACACACCUCUGCAACUUGAAGGAUUGUUUUCCCUCCAAAAUGGGGAUAGUUGUUCAUGAGAAACCUGCCAGUACUAAUUGUUGGCAUUUAAUCGGCUUUGUGUUCACUGGGAAUGCAAAUCGCAUUGCUCGCUCCUAGUACUCAGGUUUUGAAAUUAAAAACGAGGAGACCACUUCUAUGACUGGCCAUUGAUCCUUGUUCCGUGUGUUUCACCAGACAACGGUGUCCCCCACCGUGUAAAAAUUCAACAUGCUUCUGGGUUUUAGACUAAUGGUGUCUGGAUGGAAACCGUUUUUGAGGGAAUCAUUGUUGCUGUAACCGCUUGUGUUCAUAUGCUGGUUGGUGAUUAUACCAUGGCCUCCAUAUUGCCCCUCCUCAACUAAAGUUAUAACUGUCGCUGGAUCCAUUGAACACGUCGGCCAUUGUUGUAUUCAGUCACACGAUAAACAUGAAUAACAAACUACAUGCUACUGUGUUGUGUAAUGCAUAUUAAAUCAGAAGAUUGCCAAGCCAUUUUGGCAAAAUUAUGAAUGACUAAAUCUGCCAUAAACUUUUUGAGGCUAAAGUUUAAAUGAGUGAAAAAUUCAUAUUCUCUUGAGUACUAGAGGAAGCAGCACGGAUGUCUGAUACACGUAUGAACUU
Messenger RNA from Spea bombifrons (plains spadefoot toad), 3353 nucleotides. RefSeq names its product family with sequence similarity 53 member C (gene FAM53C). The coding region runs from base 157 to 1281 and encodes 374 amino acids. Gene Ontology annotation, cellular component: nucleus. Gene Ontology annotation, biological process: protein import into nucleus. The transcript has 5 exons. Lineage: Eukaryota; Metazoa; Chordata; Amphibia; Anura; Pelobatidae. The record is from RefSeq and is a predicted model, not a curated record.